GCCGGAUUCUUCAUCAACCAAAACUUGCAUACAACACAGUUAACAAGUCUCUCUUACUUUCCAAUCUGAAAAAAAAAAAAACUCUUCCCUGAAAAUAAUGAUGAACACGAAGAAGCUUAUGAAGAUGGCCAAGAAAUGGCAACAGAGAGCAGCCUUAAGCAGGAAAAGAAUCUCAUUUCAGAGAUCGAUUUCUACUACUAGCAGAUCAAUCUCUGCAGAGAAAGGCUGUUUUGUGGUUUACACAUCCGAUAAAAUACGCUUUGCGUUUCCAAUAAGUUACCUGAACAACUCUGUUUUCCAAGAGCUCUUGAAGAUAUCUGAAGAAGAGUUUGGCCUCUCGACCGGAGGACCAAUCACAUUGCCAUUCGAUUCGGUUUUCUUGGAGUAUCUCAUCAAUUUUAUUCAAAGGCGAAUAGACGGAGACACAGAAAAGGCUCUGCUAAUGUCAAUCUCUAGUGCUAGAUGUUCUUUGCAACAACAAGAACAGAGUAGUCAACAAUUGCUUGUAUUUUAGAGAAUUAAAGUGUAGCAAUUUUCUUGUGUCUGUAAAGAUUCUACUGUAUUAGAUUAGACAGAUUAUUUCAGAAAUACAAACUAUUACUUAUGUUUCUCUU
Camelina sativa (false flax) is the source of this 614-nucleotide messenger RNA. Lineage: Eukaryota; Viridiplantae; Streptophyta; Magnoliopsida; Brassicales; Brassicaceae. The record is from RefSeq and is a predicted model, not a curated record.